AUGUACGGGCGACAGUCGUCCCGACGCUUCGCAUGUGAUCGCUGCCGCACUUAUAAGCUGCGAUGCGAGAGACACCCUAUAUCAGGCGCGGGAAACGGUUGCGAACGCUGUGUCAAAGCAAGGUUGAUAUGUAAAACGACAACACCCACUAAUAAGACAGCUGCACGUGCACCAGCAUCAACCUCUCACCAUGGCACAGAGUCGGAGCCUUGGGGCGGGGAUCGCAGCCAGACUGCUGGUCCAAUUCAUACCCCACUACGUCAAUCGCUCCCUCGCCCUCCCUCAGCAAACUGCCAGCACACGACCGUUCCACGAUCAAACUCCCCAAACACCCUCAGUGACACGUCGACCGAACAAGGGUUCGUCAACCCCAUGCACCUGAUCUGGCCAACCGUGUCGCCUCCACAGCGAAGCCUCCACCCAGCAGCAGAUAAGCAGAACGAUGGCGCUGAUAUGGAUCACUGCGACAUGCGCGGGCCCGAACUCAUGGGGCUGGAGGCCGAUCAGGAUAAGGUCAAUACAACGGACUUUAUGAUGGUCGAUUUUAGCUGCAAUGACAACUCGAGCGGAGCAACGACCAGUCCUGACCAGCAAGACAAUAUGGCCAUGGCGGGCUCUACCGGGAGGACAGAUGUUUUCAAUCUGUCAUCACAGAGCCAUGUGUUAGACGACAUGCAGAGUCCUCUAAAGGAUUCUAUGAAUUUCUGCGCCGCCCUAAUCGAAGAGUACCAUUCAUUCAAACACGCCCACCGCGAUCCUCCACACGACUGUUCGUCCAAAUUAAUAGAAAGGUCAAUUCAAACCGCCCUGGACCACACCUCGCGGCUCUUGAAGAUCCUCGAAAACUUAACGGUGGCCGAGGCACCGUCACACCGGCGACAGAUCAGCCGCCAGAAUACGGACGACGGUAGUUCAUCACCCGCAUCUGCCUUUGACGGCGGUAUUUCCUCGAACCUACCUGCAAGGUCACAACAGAGCCAGGAAACCCUUAUGCAGGGAUCUAUGCCCACCACCCACGCGGCACACGCUGGCUCUGGCUGCAAUGACUCGAUCUCAAGCAUUUCCUCAAAACACGAAAGCUGCGAUGUUCUACUCAUGACGACUCUCGUCACUUCUUACGUCUACCUGAUACGGAUAUGGCGCUCGGUAUUCUCACUACUCCACCGCCACCUCCUCCUCCCUACCACGCCGGGACAUACCCGCCUCCUCCUGCUGCCCAGCCUGCAGUUAGGCGGCUUCCGGAUUCUCAAUAGCCCAAGCAUCCAAAUUCGGGUAUUAUUCGAACUGCGAACCGACCUUUUCCAACGAAUAGAAGGGAUCCUUGGCAUCGGCAGUGCAGGGGCAUAUGGUCGGUACGGUGAGGACAGGGAGCAGAAGGGGCAAGUCCUCUGCGUGAACCCCUUCGCGGGCUUGAUUCGGGAGACCCUUUUGCACCAGGAGCAGAUGCGGGCAGCGACGGAGGAUGGCACCGGAGACCUGUCGCUCAAGGAUAUUACGACAAAGGUGAAGCGGCUCCUAGAUUCACAGGGUUAG
This is a messenger RNA of Penicillium robsamsonii, 1533 nucleotides long. RefSeq names its product Zn(II)2Cys6 transcription factor domain-containing protein. Gene Ontology annotation, molecular function: zinc ion binding; DNA-binding transcription factor activity, RNA polymerase II-specific. Gene Ontology annotation, biological process: regulation of DNA-templated transcription. Bases 1 to 1533 code for a protein of 510 amino acids. The record is from RefSeq and is a predicted model, not a curated record. The transcript has 2 exons. Lineage: Eukaryota; Fungi; Ascomycota; Eurotiomycetes; Eurotiales; Aspergillaceae.